CACCAAAGCAAAGGGAAGCAGUUGGUGUUCAUAAACAAGUCUGUAUCAAAACAAUUACAGAUCAGUUAUAGUUUCGAGCCAGCCGUCGGCCACCGCCCGUUAAAUAUACAUUUGUCAGACUGCAAUCAGAGGGCCAAGGGAGCAAACAUAUACACAAUGAUUGGAAAGAUAUUUGCACAUUUCCUUGGUAGCACAGACAAUGAUUUUUCCACAGAUGACAAUGAAACCUAUGAGGAGCUCAUUGAGUUUGAGGACGGAGGAUGGGUCGUUAUCAACAUUCAAGAGAGCAACUCCCUGACCCCGCCUGAGGAAGACCCUUUGGAGAACCUGCUGAUUGAGCAUCCCAGUAUGUCUGUAUACCAGAUCAGACACCAGACCAGUGAUGAGGAAGACUCAGAUGAAGAGGAUGCUUCUCCCAGGCCUGUGCCAGUCAAACAGCAUGUGUCCUGGAGGUUAGCUGCCUGGGGCAGCCCGCUUCCAUGCAACGUCCAACUGCUUGCCAUACAGCAAGCCAGGACUCACGUGGAGUGCAAGAAGCUGACCAGGAGUGCUUUCCAGAGACAGAACCUUGCCAAGAUGCGAUUCUCCCCCUCGGACAGACGCUUUGGUCACUUCAAACAACCCUGCCAGCGUCUGUACAACUACUGAGUGUCUACUGAGGAACCACGUCACUGUCUGAAGCCACUUAACAUACAGACCGUAGACAUAUUACCUUGUCAAUUUCUUUACCCUGAUUAAGGGAAUCCCCUUUGCUGAGUAUGUUAUUAACAUGCUGAGCCCAGUUUGAGAGUGAAAUAGCCUUGAGUAGAUGUGUGUGCGCAUGUGAAAAGUAUUAUAACUGGCUUGUUACUGUUAAGUCUUAUAGCUCUGAUAAACUGUUAUUUAGUGUAUGAAAUGCAAAAGGUUUUAGCACUUGCAAAUAUGAAUUUUAUUGAAUAUGGUAUACAUUUUGCUAUUACUUUGUGUGCCUUAGAUUUAGAUACGUUGUGGGUAUAUUGCUUUCAGGAAAAGUUGUUAAUUCAGUUUCAUAGCUAUGAAAAGCUAUUUUGUAUAUGAUAUGUGACGACAAAAAACAUCACUUGAGUAAUUGGACCUCUGAACAAAUACAAUGUAUGUAAGGAUUACCAAAUAAUGAUGAACACUGUUUUCUAAUGUAUGUUUUCUAAUUGUGUGAUUCACUUUGUUUUCAUACAUUUAUUCCCAGUGUGUUCGUAUGUUUGCUAUACUGCUACAAGACCUGUUUGUAAAUAUAUUCAGAUUUUUUUGUUGCUAUUUUGGUGUAUAUUUAAAUGUGAAAAAUUGUUAAACAAGUCUGUUUUGUUUGGGUAUUAUUUGUGUUUUAUUAAAUAGCAUGAGACAACUUCAGUAAUUACAUGUAUUAUUACCACCAAAUGUAUUUCAUUGUUCUGCAUUUAAAAUAUGUUAGUAGCACAUUUAGUGGAUUUCAUUUUCUUCCCCAAGAACUUCUUAACGCUUUCUGGAUCAACAGCAUUUCCCCAAACACCUCCCCUCUUGAAAUGAGAGCCAAUUAUCAUUGCAAUAGCAUCAAGGUAGUGUUCCAUGUUGUAAUGGGUUACUCCUGAGCCAAUAAAAACUGGGAGUCUUACAGACUGCAACAUCUGCAAAUUGAAAAUAAAAGAUUGUUGAGUAAA
Molecule: messenger RNA, 1652 nt
Organism: Salvelinus fontinalis (brook trout)
Lineage: Eukaryota; Metazoa; Chordata; Actinopteri; Salmoniformes; Salmonidae
Product: tumor protein p53-inducible nuclear protein 2-like
Exons: 4
Coding region: 157-648 (163 amino acids)
Biological process (GO): positive regulation of DNA-templated transcription; autophagosome assembly
Cellular component (GO): nucleus; autophagosome
Source: RefSeq, a predicted model, not a curated record